Lonchura striata (white-rumped munia) is the source of this 2944-nucleotide messenger RNA. The record is from RefSeq and is a predicted model, not a curated record. NCBI's taxonomy places the organism in Eukaryota, Metazoa, Chordata, Aves, Passeriformes, Estrildidae.
CGUCACGGCCACGCCGGGUGGGCCGAUGCGGCGGCGCCGGGAGCGGCCCGGGAGCACACCGGGAACACAGCGGGAACACAGCGGGAACACACCGGGAACACAGCGGGAACACACCGGGAACACACCGGGAACACAGCGAUAGCCCCGGAACGGCGGCAGCGGCAGCGCCGCCAUGGAGUACGUGAGCCCCGAGCAGCUGGCCGGCUUCAGCAAGUACAAGUACAGCGCCGUGGACAGCAACCCCCUGUCCCUGUAUGUCAUGCAUCCCUUCUGGAACGCCGUUGUCAAGAUCUUCCCUACCUGGCUGGCCCCAAAUUUGAUAACGUUUUCUGGCUUCCUGCUGCUUGUCUUCAACUUCUUCCUCAUGGCAUACUUCGACCCUGACUUUUAUGCUUCUGCUCCUGAUCACCAGCACGUUCCCGACGGCGUGUGGAUCGUGGUGGGGCUCCUCAACUUCAUGGCCUACACGUUGGACGGCGUGGAUGGGAAGCAGGCACGCCGCACCAACUCCAGCACCCCCCUGGGAGAGCUCUUCGACCACGGCCUGGACAGCUGGGCCUGCGUCUACUUCGUGGUCACCGUCUACUCCACCUUCGGCCGGGGCUCCACGGGCGUCAGCGUCUUCGUCCUCUACCUCCUGCUCUGGGUGGUCUUGUUUUCCUUCAUCCUCUCCCACUGGGAGAAGUAUAACACGGGGAUUCUCUUCCUGCCCUGGGGAUAUGACGUCAGCCAGGUGACCAUUUCAAUUGUCUACAUAGUGACAGCCUUUGUGGGAGUUGAGGCCUGGUAUGCACCUUUCCUGUUUAAUUUCUUAUAUAGAGACCUAUUCACUGCAAUGAUUAUUGCCUGUGCCCUCACUGUGACCCUGCCCAUGAGCCUGUACAACUUCUACAAGGCCUAUAAAAACAACACCUUGAAGCACCACUCCGCCUACGAAAUCCUGCUGCCCCUGGUGUCCCCGGUGCUGCUGUUCCUGCUCUGCACCACCUGGAUCUUCCUGUCCCCCUCUGACAUCCUGGAGGUCCAGCCCAGGCUCUUCUAUUUCAUGGUUGGAACAGCCUUUGCCAACAUCUCUUGCCAGCUGAUCGUGUGCCAGAUGAGCAGCACUCGGUGCCAGCCCCUCAACUGGAUGCUGCUGCCCAUCGCGGCCGUGCUGCUGCUGGUGCUGUCCGGGCUGGCUCCGGGCAGUGAGACGCUCCUGCUGUACCUGCUGACAGCCUUCCUCACCCUGGCACACAUCCACUACGGAGUGGUGGUGGUGAGCCAGCUGAGCCGGCACUUCCACAUCCGUCCCUUCUCGCUGCGGAAGCCCAGCCCGGACUGACUGGGGCCGCGGGAGGAGCAGACGGGCCCGCGGGCCGCGCCAGGACUGUAAAUACCCGCUGCAAACCGCCCUGUAAAUACCUGAGCCAUCGCCACGGAGCCACCCAAACCCGGGCAGGCCCGCUGCUCUGCCAUCCCCGCGGGCUCCCAGCUCGGCUUUUGGGUGGGCUGGAGGAGGAGCAGCCCUCCGGGUCGCUGUUUCUGUACCUUAGACCGGCUGAAUGUUCCCAGAGAAGCCUCUGCCUCCGGCCCUCCCUCGCUGCUUGGGGGCCAAGAGGCUUUAGCAGAGCAAAGCACCUUGGCCUGACACCCAAAGCAACGCAGCUGAUUCCUCCGGGGGCAGGGGGAUGGCCUGGUGGUCUGGGCAGUUCCUGGCUGUCCCCUGUGCUGGCCUGGGACUUUGGGAGCAGAUGGUGGCAGUUCUCCCACGUUCUGUCCUGCCUUCCUGCUUUUGGGCAAACACAUGCUAGCACCUCUGUUGUCUUUUUUUGGGUUUUUUUUGAGGGGGUAAAAAAAGGGCAAGCCAAUCAAAACUUGCAGUUCAAUCCUAAAAUUGGGGGGGCUUGGAAAAUCAGGGCACAGUUUCCCAAAGGAGUUUCCCAUAGGAGUGGGAGUGUGGCUUCUGCACGUUGUGUGGUACCCGGGACCACACCUCAACACGUUCCCGUGUGUCCGUGUGUGUUCCCAGUCUGGGAAUGGGGUCUGGGCUGUGGAGGGUGGCUGAGACUGCAGAGCCACCUCUCCCCAUUCCUGCCCCCAUGGAUUUGGCUCCCGGGGUCCUUCCCUGCUGCCCGAGCCUCUUUUCCACAGCCAGGAGCAGCCUGGCCCUUCCCUUCUGCAGUUCCACCACUGGGAGAAGCACCUGAAGGCCUGUGGUGCUCACGUGUGCUCCUUCAGGAUGUUCCCAGGGGUGGGAAUCCUUCGGACCCCCCUCUCCCUGUCCCCAGCACCCGCGUGUCUCAUCCAGGCAUCUCUUCUGUUUACUGUCCGCUCAUCAAAGAUGUCCCUGCGUUGAUUUUGUUUUUUAAUUCGUUUUUAUAAUUGACUUGGAGUGGGGUGGUGAAGACUGAACGCUGAUUUUCUUUCCUGUUGGCUCGAUUCAAACGAAGACCCGUGCUUGAAUGAAGAGUGUAGCUUAAACCCAGGCUCUGGAAAGGCUGCAUCCGGAAGAGAACAAGCACAGAUCCCGCAGGUGGAGCUGCCACGGGAACAAUUCCUUCAGACACCGACUGCUGUGCGAGCGUGGGGGCAUCACAGCUUGCCCAGAGCACUCUCCUGCUGCAGGGGAAGCCUCUUGCUGCUCUGGGAAGCCUUCAACGUGCAACUGCUGUUUCAUGCUUUUUCUUUUGGAAAUUGGAAUCACCGUCACGCCGAGACUGGAAGCGCCGAGGUUGAGCUUCGUGAGUUCUUGGUUUGCUCGGUCAGCCCCUGGGCACCUCAUGGUCAGCCUUGGCCACUCUGCUCAGCCCCUGGUCCCAGCACAGCCCGUGAGGAGCAGACUCACCCUUCCCAGGGCUGCCAUCCCUCGUGGGAGGCUCUGGAUCUCAGGGCUGCCGCGGGGCUGGGAGAGGGGGCCGAUGGUUUUCAGAGUUUAUUUAAUAAAGUAGCUUCCUCCAGUCCA